UAAAGUGGUAAACAAAAAUGGCCGCCCACAGGAGCCAAAAAUAGCUAAAUACAUCAUUGCCUUAUCAUCGUGGCACAAUUCAACUCUGAAAGGUUUUAGCAAUACUUUUGAAGUGUACUUGAAUGCCAAAAUGUUUAAGAAAACAGAUCCCAAAGAACAAAUGAGGCAGCAGAAAAGGGCAAUAAAUAGAACUCAACGAGAAUUAGGUAGAGAUAAGACUGCUCUAGAACGUCAGGAAAAGCAGUUGGAGCUGGAAAUCAAGAAAAUGGCUAAACAAGGGAACAAGCAGGCAUGUACAGUAUUAGCAAAACAAUUGCUUCAACUGCGGAAACAAAAGGCGAGAAAUAUGAACACCAGUUCUAAAGUUAUGGGUAUGGGACAUCAAAUGCAGGCUAUGCAAUCAACAGCAAAGAUGGCCAGCUCAAUGGCAACUGCAACAAAGACCAUGGGAGCAGUCAAUAAGCAGAUGAAUCCACAAGAUGUACAAAGAACACUACAAAACUUUGAAAAAGAAUCCAUGAAAAUGGAUAUGUCCGAAGAACUAAUGAAUGAGACCCUGGAUUCAGUAUUUGAUGCAUCAGAUGAUGAAGAGGAACAAGAUGCAAUUGUCACCCAAGUACUGGAUGAAAUUGGAAUUGAUAUGACCAGCAAGCUUCCCUCAGCGCCCCGUGAAGCCUCUGCGUCGAAGGAAGACGACGAACUGAAAGAAAUCCAGGCCCAACUUCAAAAACUACGAUCGUAAGAAGCGUAAAAGACAAGUUAACGCAAAAGACAAACAUUUUAAAAUUGACUAUGAUAUGCUCUUAACUCUUAAGAGUGUAUUAGUACGAAGAGAAAGAUAAAUUAGAAAAAAGGAAUUUUUAAAUUAAAUUGGACUUUACGUACCAUCAGUCUGUUGUACAUGUCAGAGACUGGAAUCUGAAGUCUUAAUCGUUGUAAAUAUAAUUAUAUAAUGUGAAGAUUUUCACAUGCUAGUUAUAUAAAACCAGACAUAAAAAGGUCAAAUAGUUUUUUGUAGGUCAUGUCUGGUAUUUAUGUAAUAACUAAUAAACCCAUGGUUAGCAAUUUAUUGAAUCUACAGUAAUACUCUGGAAAGUACCUCAAUGUUAUUUACUAAACAAUA
Dendronephthya gigantea is the source of this 1123-nucleotide messenger RNA. RefSeq names its product charged multivesicular body protein 2b-like. The transcript is spliced from 7 exons. Gene Ontology annotation, cellular component: multivesicular body; ESCRT III complex. Lineage: Eukaryota; Metazoa; Cnidaria; Anthozoa; Malacalcyonacea; Nephtheidae. The record is from RefSeq and is a predicted model, not a curated record. Bases 131 to 742 code for a protein of 203 amino acids. Gene Ontology annotation, biological process: late endosome to vacuole transport; protein transport; endosome transport via multivesicular body sorting pathway.